UGGAAAGUUUCCAAAGCAUAAAUAAUCCACUCUCGCUACGUCUUUUUAUUCCCUCUGUUUCUCUCUGUUUUAGGACGCUUUGUUUUAGGAAAGAAGUCAGAUCGCAAAAUCUAUCACAGAGAAAAGGCAAAAUAUGGGAUACGGGAGAAAGAAAAUCGAGAUCAGGAAAAUUGAGGAAAUAUCAUCCCGAAACGUCACCUUCACCAAAAGGAGACAAGGGUUAUUUAAGAAAGCUCGGCAAUUGGAAUCGAUGAGCGGAUUCAAAAUUGCGAUUCUCGUCUUCUCGCCGGCCGGAAACCCCUUCUCCUACGGCGAUACUGAGUCUGCAAUGGAAACCCUCUUGAACUCAUACAAUCAUAAUGACUCGAAUGGAUCGAUGUCUGGGUGCCAAACUGAAAUCUUUGCUCACGAUAAGGCCACACUUCUUGAACGACCAGAAGAAACUGAGUGUUGUUCCAGAUCUGAUGAAAUCAAUGUGCCCCGAUUGACUUUAACCGGGGAUUCGAGCGAAAUUCGAAUAGGUAUCGGUGGGGAUGAUUUUGACGAUGAUGAUGUUUGUGGUAGUUUUCAGUCUGCCUCCUGCGUCACAAAACCCUUCACGACAAACUCUGAGGCGAAUACAAGUGGGAAAAUUGAAGGACCUGGGCCAUUAAGGGUUGAUGAUUACGAGUUAAAUUGUUCAGAUCCCUUCAUGAGCUAUUUGAUUGAUGAAGAAACAAACCAUGAAUUUGAAUUUAUGCCUGCAAGAUCAAGCAAUCAAACUGAGCUCGAAUUUGGGGAUGUUCAUUGCAGCAAACUUGCCGUCAGCACAACAGAUCUAGCCAGCACAAGUGCCAAAAAUGAAGAAUUUGGGGCGUUAUCAACCUGUUGUUCUGGGAUUGUUGAUCCUUCAUAUUAUGAGUUGAAUUAUGGAUUGAGUUAUGGAUUGAAUUAUGGAGAUCCCUUGAUGGACAAUUGUUUUAGUGGUGAAAGAAGCCAAGCAUUUGGGUGUAUGACAAACAAUUUUGUGGACAACAGUUUUGGUUUCAAUGGUGCAAUUGCUGCUGUAUAGUGUUGUUUUUGCUGUCAGUUAAGAUUAUUCUUUUUUGGAGUUUAAAUAUUAGGGCAAUAAAUUGUAGUUGGUGAAACUGUGAAGAUGCAAUCACUAUUAGGACAGUUGGAUUCAGUUUUUAGGGAAUGCUGCAGAUGGAUUUAUGUUC
Molecule: messenger RNA, 1199 nt
Organism: Oldenlandia corymbosa var. corymbosa
Lineage: Eukaryota; Viridiplantae; Streptophyta; Magnoliopsida; Gentianales; Rubiaceae
Source: the annotation of a GenBank genome assembly